GCCCGCCCUCCCGCAACCCGCCAUGGCGUCUCAACUCAGGCUCCGCUCCGCGCUGGCCCUGGUCACAGGUGCGGGUAGCGGCAUCGGCCGGGCGGUCAGUGUGCGCCUAGCCAAAGAGGGGGCCGCUGUGGCCGCCUGUGACCUGGACGGGGCAGCGGCACGGGAGACGGUGCGGCUGCUGGGCGGGCCGGGGAGCGAGGAGGGGGCGCCCCGCGGGAGCCACGCUGCCUUCCAGGCUGACGUGUCUGAGGCCAGGGCCACCAGACGCCUGCUGGAACAAGUGCAGGCCUGCUUUUCUCGCCCACCAUCUGUCGUUGUGUCCUGUGCGGGCAUCACCCGAGAUGAGUUUCUGCUCCACAUGUCUGAGGAUGACUGGGACAAAGUCAUAGCUGUCAACCUCAAGGGCAUCUUCCUAGUCACUCAAGCUGCAGCCCAAGCCCUGGUCUCCACUGGUUGUCAUGGCUCCAUCAUCAACAUCAGUAGCAUCAUAGGAAAGGUGGGGAACACUGGGCAGACAAACUAUGCUGCAUCCAAGGCUGGAGUGAUUGGGCUGACCCAGACUGUCGCCCGGGAGCUUGGACGACAUGGGAUCCGCUGUAACUCUGUCCUGCCAGGGUUCAUUGCAACACCCAUGACACAGAAAAUGCCACAGAAAGUGAUAGACAAGGUGACCAGCAUGAUCCCGAUGGGACACUGGGGGGACCCUGAGGAUGUGGCAGAUGUGGUUGCAUUCUUGGCAUCUGAAGACAGCAGAUACAUCACAGGGGCCUCGGUGGAAGUCACUGGUAUGAAGCCAGCAUGGGGAGGGAAAGGGCAGAGAAGUGGAACCCAGACUACAUGAGAAAGUGAGGGGAGCCUGGAGCCACUGUGGGAAGGGCAGAGAUUCCUGAGGCCAGGAACAGAAGUGGGCACCCUCCAGCCCAUUUGUCUCUCCACCCAUACAUCUGUCCAAAUGUUUCUGCCCCUCCCAGGAGGUCUUUUCAUGUAACUGCCUCAAGGACCCUGGACUCUGCUUACUCCCCCACCACUCUGCCUGGCCUCCUGCUGAUGAGGACUCUAAGUUCCCAGGCUACAAAAGGGGUGGCAGUGUAUGGCUCAGGAAUGCUGAAUAUGGGAGGCAGGGGUGUUGUGACCCUAAUAAAUUCCAAAUCCUCUUCUC
Molecule: messenger RNA, 1159 nt
Organism: Cynocephalus volans (Philippine flying lemur)
Lineage: Eukaryota; Metazoa; Chordata; Mammalia; Dermoptera; Cynocephalidae
Gene: HSD17B8
Product: hydroxysteroid 17-beta dehydrogenase 8
Exons: 8
Coding region: 23-841 (272 amino acids)
Biological process (GO): estrogen biosynthetic process
Molecular function (GO): estradiol 17-beta-dehydrogenase [NAD(P)+] activity
Source: RefSeq, a predicted model, not a curated record